AUGAAAGAGAGGAUGAAGAGCAACAGCAAAAAGAAGCUAGAGCCAGAAAUCGUACCGAAGAGCGCUCUCGGUGAAGGUGUAGCCCUUUUGCUGAAGAUCACCCAUGACGUUGCUCCAGUCUUCAGCACUUGGCUUGAUGUGUUGAAAGAGACUGAUGAGGAUGUCUUCGUGGACGUUGGCAUCCCACUGCAUGACUUGACGUUUGGCCAUGGUGACGACAAUAGGGAAAGGAUAGAGAAGGGGCCUUUUGAGGAUGUUGAAGAAGAAGAAGAAGAAGAAGAGGAAGAAGAACGCAGCUUGCUCAGUGUUGUUGAGAAGUUGAGGAGACGAGAAGACGAAGCAACAGAGGAUGAUCUCCCCCGCGAGGAUAUUUGUACUCACUGA
Fusarium musae is the source of this 384-nucleotide messenger RNA. RefSeq lists its product as uncharacterized. Lineage: Eukaryota; Fungi; Ascomycota; Sordariomycetes; Hypocreales; Nectriaceae. The coding region runs from base 1 to 384 and encodes 127 amino acids. The record is from RefSeq and is a predicted model, not a curated record. The transcript has 2 exons.